ACUUUUUAAUUUCCUCACGUGGCUAAUAUCAAAUGCAUCAUAUUUAUGAAUAUGAAACUCGUAAUAAAGAGUGGUUCCGUGUUGUUUUCUUCUUCUAAUUUAUUCACAUGCAACAUGAGUAUACCUAUCGAUACCUAUCGUUCGCAUGCAAACGGACUAUAAGAUAGAGAAUCGAGCGUCGCGAAAAAUGGUAGAAAAAGCGCAUCUUGAAAAUAUGCAUUAUAUGAUUAAAUUCUCUCCCCAAUCAUAAAAUUACGUCCCUCAUUUAUGACGUUUAUGACAGUUUGUUGAUCACAUCCAAUUUAUAUAUGCAAUUCACACAGUGAUAACAGCUGAUUCCAAAACUUGAGGAAAUUGAAAUAAAUUUUGUAGACACAUUGUAUAUAAUAUUAAACAUUUUUACAUUGUUAUUUAUAUAUGUGUAUACACUAUAUAUAAUAACUAAAUAGAAUUUAAUAACAAAGUAGCAGAAAUAUGUUGAAACCGAAAGCUCUCACGCAGGUUUUAAGUCAAGCUAAUACUGGGGGCGUGGAGAAUACUUUAUUACUUAACAGAGAUGGAGGAUUACUAGCAUACAGUGGUUAUGGAGAUAAAGAUGCUAGAGUUACAGCUGCUAUUACGAGUAAUAUUUGGACAGCUUAUGAAAAAAAUGGAAGAAACGCCUUCAAGGAAGAUGAAUUACAUUAUGUUCUAAUGGAUUGCAUGGAAGGGAAAGUUGUUAUUACAGAAGUAGCUAACUUGCUCUUAUGUUUAUAUGCAAAGGAAAAUGUAGGGUUUGGAUUGUUACGAGAAAAAGCACAAGCCUUAGCUAUGUAUCUUGAUCAACCUUUAAAAACAAUAGCAAAUAUGCCUUGAGAUUUGUCUUUAGGAAUUUAUCUGGAGAUAUUGUGCUCAAACUUAUCUCUCUAUACUUUUUACUUAUUGUUUGUGAGAAUUUAUAAUUGUAUCUCACUACACUAUGUAUAAAUAUAUUUUUUAUUGAUUUGAAGUUAACAUAUGUGAAUAUUUUCUAUAUUUACAUUUGAAUCAUUUUUAAAAUGCAAUAAAUAUUUUAUACACAAAAAAGAAGUGAAACAGGGAAGUAAAAAUAGGAGCAAGAGCCACUUUGCUUUAAUAGUACAAUAAAUCUUUUAUUUCGUACAAGUUACAAUUAAUACAAACAAUUUAAUUCUUCAUCUCACUUUACAAAUCACACGCUAUAUAAGGUCUAUACUUAAUAUAAGCUUACCUAUCAAUAAUGUAAUAUCGCAACAGUUGCCAUAAAUAAUUCUAUUUAUAAUGCAAAAUGGUUUACUGUAAUUUAAUUUAUAUAAUUUAUCGAGAUAUAUGUAUGAGAUUAUGACUGCAUUGGCGAAAAAUAAUUAAAAAUAUUUAAUAUCUAUAUUUUUUUUUUGUUUGUUACUUAUAUUGUGAAUUGCACUAUACUAGAUAAGAAUUAUUGAAUAAGAAUUAUAUUAUUAUUGCAUAUAGAAAGUUGUAAAGUUCUAUAUCUUUAUUAUACCAGAAUUGUCUUAUAUUUUGAACUACUAUUAAAUAAAUUUUUUGAUUUCGUUAUAAUACACCUGUAUACAUACAAUGAUAUACAUAGAAUGGAGAUGUUUGUAAAAAUGUGUGAAAUCUGUUUUAGUAAAAUAUUUUUAAUUGAGAAUAUAUGUGUGUAUAAUAUAAUAAUUUGUGUAUUUCAGACGAAUUUAAUACAUUAGGUGUGUGGUGAAAUUAAAUUUAAAAUUAAUUAAAGUACUUGCAAAUUUUUGUUGUAAUUAUUCAUAUCAUGUACUUAACAAUAGAGAGUUCUUAAAUCAACAUAACUUGAAACAUGGACAAUAAUCAUAUCAUAUAGUGCAAGAAUUUGCACAUAUGUAUACGAUAACUUUUUACAUUUUUAUCCUAUAAUAAUCUGGGGCUUAUCAUUAUAUAAUAAUUUUAGUCUCCAAUGUAACUACCUUUUGUUCCCUAACGCCAAACACUGAAUAAUUAUACAAUAAAUUUAUCUAUCAUUAUAAAUCUCUCUAUCUAUAUGAAAGUACAAACUUUAUAUGAGUAAAGAGGGGCAUAUCUUCGCAUGUGUAAUAUAAUAAUAAUGAAUAUUAAUACCGACUAAAAGUUUAUGAUUAGAUAUAGGAAUUUGAGCUAGAAAAUAAUGCCUUAUAUUAGCCUAAAAAACACUGUACAUAGUGUGUGAGAUUAACAAUUGGUCCUAAAAUUCCUGAAAUUCCAUAGUAUCAAAUUAUUACCAGCCAAUUUGUAACAUAUUGUUAUGUAUCUCACUGUUUGUAUAAAUAUUUGAUACAUGA
This is a messenger RNA of Cataglyphis hispanica, 2294 nucleotides long. It is a transcript of the gene Lamtor2, whose product is annotated as ragulator complex protein LAMTOR2. The transcript has 3 exons. Bases 475 to 855 code for a protein of 126 amino acids. Gene Ontology annotation, cellular component: Ragulator complex. The record is from RefSeq and is a predicted model, not a curated record. Gene Ontology annotation, molecular function: guanyl-nucleotide exchange factor activity; molecular adaptor activity. NCBI's taxonomy places the organism in Eukaryota, Metazoa, Arthropoda, Insecta, Hymenoptera, Formicidae. Gene Ontology annotation, biological process: positive regulation of TOR signaling; cellular response to amino acid stimulus.